AUGGAUAAUGUUCUUGCUCAUGAUGCCGCCAAUAAUGCCAGGAGCCCAGAUCUUCUUAUGUCUCCAGAGAUAGAGCUAGAGAUUCAGAACUGGCAAAAGUCUGGAAAUCCUCCUUUCCCUGAGCUACAGCUUAGCACUCGAGCUUAUUGGUAUAAGUUCUCUCGCACGGAUCUUCGACUCAUCCACCAUAUUGCGGGUUUGUCCAUCGACCUACACCGAAGAGGCUACAGUAACUGCACUGUAUGGGCCCAGAAGAUGCCCAUCUUCCUUACUAUUGCCUUGUCCAAUGACUUUGUUAUGAGUUCUAUUCUGGCAUUAUCUGCUUCACACAUUGCUUGGAUGACCCAGAAUCAAGACACUGAAAAUCUUGCCUAUCAUCAUCGAGGUGUUGCUAUCAAGGGCCUUCAAGAGGCAAUUAGCUCAUUCUCACGCGAAAACUCGGAUGCUAUUCUUGCAUCAUCCUUGCUCUUGUCAUGGCAAUCCACUGAAUGCUCAUACCCCUAUACCUCUCCCUUGAUAGGGGCCUUUUUUAACCAUUUAUUAUUUCAACAGGUCUUGAACUCGAUGGAACCAUGGUGGAAGGAAGAAUCUGAACUGGCCAGAUUUAUGGAUGGUCAACGAGCUUUUCGAAGUGCCCGAACUCCCUUAACGCCAACCUACCCAGGCAGCAUGGGCCAUUUUCCAAACGAAGAUAUCAUGAGACUGGAUAGAGUUAUUGUCAAUCUACAGAAUAUCCAUCAGCGAAUUUCUCAUAACCAAGAACACUUCCGCAGGAUAACGGACUUGCUUGCCUUCACUCAAAGGUUGCGAGAUGAACUACCUGUUCAGUCUCCGGAGAAGGCCUUCGAGAGGCUCCAGCCCCUGCGUAUCUGGCUCUUUUGGCUCCCUUCGGCAAUGUUGCGAGGUGGCGAAACUGAUCUCGGAGCUCUUUCCGUGCUCUCUCAGUUCUUCGGCGUUGCCCUUGCGCUGGAGCCACUCUUCCCAGAGUUUGGCGGUUCAUACCUUGGCUCCAUGGCGGUCAACCCAAUCGAGGAGAUCAGACGCAUUCUAUACCAUAGACGUGCGGCGAACCCAUUUGCACCUGAGAUACAACUCGCUCUCAGCUUGAUGGAUCUUCCAGCAGAAACUGUAGCCGAGUACCGCAGUCGUCUCCAGUGGUCACCAAGAUCAUCCUUCGACGGAUAUCCUACAGGAUCACAUAGCCCAUAUCACCAUGCGCUUCCAACUCCCCAUUUGCCUCACCUCCCAGCUACAUCUGCGGCCAUAGUCAGCCCUACCACCACUGCCUACCCAGCAUAUACCACCUCACCUCUUCACUCGCCCAUGACUCCAGCCAUUGUCGGCUCACCAUACCAGAUGUCCAAUGCAAUGCUUCACUCAAGACGCCACUCUCAAGUAUAUCCAUCACCCACGCUUCACCACGAUCCGGUAGAGGAUCGUAUUCCCGAAUAUAAACAACCAGAACAGCCUGCGAUGUUUAAUCCAGCUUAUCUCGGAAAUCUUAUCAACGGGGGCCCGACAAUCGGGACGGAAUACCAUGAUUCUCCCCCAGUUACUGUGACAGGAGGGUUGGUCGCUCCGGAACUCUGCUGGACUUGA
Trichophyton benhamiae CBS 112371 is the source of this 1599-nucleotide messenger RNA. RefSeq lists its product as uncharacterized. Gene Ontology annotation, molecular function: DNA-binding transcription factor activity, RNA polymerase II-specific. The transcript has 3 exons. The record is from RefSeq and is a predicted model, not a curated record. Lineage: Eukaryota; Fungi; Ascomycota; Eurotiomycetes; Onygenales; Arthrodermataceae. The coding region runs from base 1 to 1599 and encodes 532 amino acids. Gene Ontology annotation, biological process: regulation of transcription by RNA polymerase II.